CGACCACGUGACAAGGAAACAGGAUCGGUGCAUGUCGCUCAAAACAGCAGCUUCCGUGGUGUUCGUUUUCUCUUCGACCGUGGUGGAACGGCUUUCUGAGCACGAAAUAUAAACUUCACGUAAUAGCGACAGUUUCGUACUCCGUGCUCUCAUCAACUUCGCGUUCCUGGCGCGGACGUUUUAAAUUUGGAACCCAUUUGUUAUGGUAGUGCACCAGCAUGUCGCGCUGUCUUUCCCUGUCGACUUGCAUUUGACUGAUCUGAAGAAACAUCCUGCUGUACUUCUGUGAUGGUGCUUUUGGUUCCCAGAUGGUUAUUUGAUCCGUUUAACCAAGUCUCGUUUGGAAUUGUCGAUCCUGAACUCUUCUGGUUGACACUAAUUGAGUCGUGAACUGGCCCUCGCAGCUGUGCAUAAUGUGCGCAGACUUUUUCUGCUCCACUACUUUGACGCGUACUUAAUCGCUACCUUGAAUUCUUUAUCUCCGUUUGGAAUGUUUUGACUGAAGCUUAUCUCUUACACAGACUUAUCAUGCCGUAGACCCGUUGUUACAAAUCAGCAAUCGGAUUGGUUCCCGUCCAGAUUUAUUAUUUGGCUCUUUAUUAGCUAAUUGUACUGGUGUACAGCAGUACGAGUGAUUAGCGAGAUCUGAAGGCUACCGAACCAUAACCACAAUUAUGACGGACUUAUCAUGGUCCAUAAAUCUAGAAGAAACUGCCUCGAUAGGUAGCAUUGCCAGGAAAGUCAUGAGCUACGGAACGACAACAAGGAAUUACGACGGAAAUGAAAUGUACAUUACACACCCUAUUUGCUCAACGGAUACUUUGCAAGGGAUUGCGCUUAAAUAUGGAGUUACGAUGGAACACUUGAGGCGCGUUAAUCGAUUAUGGGCUUCCGAUUCUAUGCAUCUUCGCAAAUUCCUCUUGAUCCCCAUCCCGGCGCCACUGGAUAGCACGGUGACGAGGAGCCGGUCAGAGAGCAAUGGAAUUGGCAACGGUGUCGUUGGAACUCCUGAUUCUCAGGGCUUUCGCAAUUCGAAUUAUCCCGCUGGUUCACGAGAAAAUCCGCUGAGCAGAUCCGAAGCACUGGCACUGCUGAAAACCUACGAAACGGACGCAGCCAAAGACCAGCGUCCGGGCACACCGGAAAGUUCUUCCAGUUCCGAAAUCAACGGCACCGCUUCCGUUCCUCCCGAUAAAUCCUUAUCUCCGUCAGACUUUUUCAGCAGACUAGACCAGAAUAUCGCUACCUGUAGGAAAAGUACAGAACAAACGGCAGUGAGCUGGAGUGCGCGGUCGUACUCAGUGGAAGACGGCGACAAAAGACAGAACGGCAUAAAAGCAUCCAGCAAUGGCGUUACUCGAUCGCCUUCCUGGGGACGCGUGGUGCGCGCGAGAAAGCCCAAUCCGGAAUUACAGCUGGAGGGUGUUGAUAACAUGGUUUUUGAGCUAUAAAGAAGGUGGUGAUACUGCUCUCUCCCAAAGAUUCUAUUAUUGGAAUUUAGAGUUAUAGUAGUAAUACAGGUUUUCCCAUGACGCCGGUUGCGAGAUUUUAAAUAAUUUCGUGUGUAUUUCGCACAGGUGAAUCAUGCGAAAACUUUGCAUCGUUUGAGCUUUUGUAGUAUACGCGCUAUGAUUGGCCGUGAAUGUGUUGAGAUUUGGGAUGUUUUGGCUACUUGUAACAUUAAUAUGAUCUCAGAUCUGAGUGUCCGGUGUUCGGAUAUGAUGCCAGUGCGAAUAUGCGAAUUAAGUAAACUGCGCAAAGUUUAGAUCGGCAGUCAGCUGUGCAUUAGGGA
Paramacrobiotus metropolitanus is the source of this 1792-nucleotide messenger RNA. RefSeq names its product lysM and putative peptidoglycan-binding domain-containing protein 2-like. The record is from RefSeq and is a predicted model, not a curated record. The transcript is spliced from 4 exons. NCBI's taxonomy places the organism in Eukaryota, Metazoa, Tardigrada, Eutardigrada, Parachela, Macrobiotidae. The coding region runs from base 675 to 1451 and encodes 258 amino acids.